Molecule: messenger RNA, 1044 nt
Organism: Hypoxylon fragiforme
Lineage: Eukaryota; Fungi; Ascomycota; Sordariomycetes; Xylariales; Hypoxylaceae
Product: alpha/beta-hydrolase
Exons: 3
Coding region: 1-1044 (347 amino acids)
Source: RefSeq, a predicted model, not a curated record
AUGACGACGACUACAGCGACUUUGCCCUCCCUCACAGAGGUGGCUAAUAGUCCAGCGUUUCCAACCGCCCUAUGGCAGCUUGAGCCACAUCAAACUGGUCUUCUACCCGUAGCAACCGCCAGAGGCGGCCCCUUUAAAAUCAGUUGGGAAGUUCACGGUGAUGGCCCUAUAAAACUUAUUCUCAUCUCUGGCCUGGGCUUCUUCAAGACUGCCUAUCAGCGCCAGACGAUGUACUUUGGACACGUUCACGGGUCGAAAUACUCAGUACUAAUUCUCGACAACAGAGGUAUGGGCGGCUCUGAUAAACCUCUGGGGCGAUAUAGCACAUUGGAGAUGGCGCGUGACAUCUUAGAUGUAGCUGACUACCUUGGCUGGACAUCUUCGCGGCAGCUACACAUAUGUGGUAUAAGUAUGGGUGGCAUGAUUGCUCAGGAAUUGGCCUAUCUAGUACCUCAUCGCAUCAGUAGUUUGAGCUUGAUCAGUACCGCCGCUCAUAUCGAGAACACAACGUCUUUCUCGGAAAAUAUGGCGAACCGCAUCACCAUGCUCUUGCCCAAGAGCCUUGACCGUAGCAUACAGUAUGCGGCCGAUAGUAUCUUCCCUCCAGGCUAUCUAGCCCAACCAGACGAUGCUAUCGUUCCAGACGAAUCUAUCCCAAGAUGCAAUGUUCCUACCGGAGGUUACCGCAAAUUCAAAACUAACUACGAACGAUUUGCUGCCCAAGAACUUACGAAGCAGCGAGAUAGUGGCUUCACCAAAACCGGCUUCUUGCUGCAGCUCAUUGCGGCCGGCUGGCAUCACAAAAGUCCAGAACAGUUGAAAAGAUUAGGUGACGAGGUAGGACGUGAGAGAAUCCUAGUCGUACAUGGCACCGAAGACAGGAUGAUAUCGAUUCCCCAUGGGAGGAAGCUUAUAGAGUACCUACAGCCUGAUCAAAAAUUGAUAGUUCAAGGCCUAGGGCACGCGCCUCUUCUUGAACGAACACAAUGGUUUAAUGAGCUGAUAGAGGCACGUUGUUCUAUAGGUGAGAAACUCAACGGGUGA